AUGUUAGCCGUGCACUUUGACAAGCCGGGUGGACCAGAAAACCUUUACGUAAAGGAGGUGGACAAGCCCAGCCCGGGGGAGGGUGAAGUCCUCCUGAAAGUGGCGGCCAGCGCCUUAAACCGGGCGGACUUAAUGCAGAGACAAGGCCAGUAUGACCCACCUCCAGGAGCCAGCAACAUUUUGGGACUUGAGGCAUCUGGGCAUGUGGCAGAGCUGGGGCCUGGCUGUCAGGGACACUGGAAGAUCGGGGAUGCAGCCAUGGCUCUUCUGCCUGGUGGGGGCCAGGCUCAGUACGUCACUGUCCCUGAGGGGCUCCUCAUGCCUAUCCCAGAGGGACUGACCCUGCUCCAGGCUGCAGCCAUCCCAGAGGCCUGGCUCACCGCCUUCCAGCUGUUACAUCUUGUGGGAAAUGUUCAGGCUGGACACCACGUGCUAAUCCAUGCAGGACUGAGUGGUGUGGGCACAGCUGCGAUCCAACUCACCCGGAUGGCUGGAGCCAUUCCUCUGGUCACAGCUGGCUCCCAGCAGAAGCUUCAAAUGGCAGAAAAGCUUGGAGCAGCUGCUGGAUUCAAUUACAAAGAAGAGGAUUUCUCUGAAGCAACGCUGAAAUUCACCAAAGGUGCUGGAGUUAAUCUUAUUCUAGACUGCAUAGGCGGAUCCUACUGGGAGAAGAAUGUCAACUGCCUGGCUCUUGAUGGUCGCUGGGUUCUCUACGGUCUGAUAGGAGGAGCUGACAUCAAUGGGCCCCUGUUAUCAAAGCUACUUUUUAAGCGAGGAAGUCUGAUCACCAGUUUGCUGAGAUCUAGGGACAAUAAGUACAAGCAAAUGCUAGUGAAUGCUUUCACGGAGCAAAUUCUGCCCCACUUCUCCAAGGAGGGCCCCCAACGUCUACUGCCGGUUCUGGACAGAAUCUACCCAGUGACCGAAAUCCAGGAAGCCCAUAAGUACAUGGAGACCAACAAGAACAUGGGCAAGAUCGUCCUGGAAGUACCCCAGUGAAGGAAGAGGGGACAGGACAGGACGCGGCCACCCCAGGCCUUUCCACAGCAAACCUGGAGUAGAUUUACAAUAGACAGGCAGAAACCAGGUGCUUCCCCCAGUCGUGUAAAGCUGGUCUAAGGAAAUAAAGAGGGUACUGG
Callithrix jacchus (white-tufted-ear marmoset) is the source of this 1139-nucleotide messenger RNA. RefSeq names its product quinone oxidoreductase PIG3. NCBI's taxonomy places the organism in Eukaryota, Metazoa, Chordata, Mammalia, Primates, Cebidae. Gene Ontology annotation, molecular function: quinone binding; NADPH binding; quinone reductase (NADPH) activity. The record is from RefSeq and is a predicted model, not a curated record.